GUGCGUGUUUGUUUUUCAAAAAAGACAGUAAACAAUUGUUAUCUUCGUGUUGCUGUCUGUUCUUACUCGUCAGAUCGUUCAUCCUAAAUAAAAGAACAUAAAGUCCUCAAAUUCCCAUCUCCAGUGCCCCUAGCAAUCCAAUAAAUUAUGAACCAAAGUCCUGAAGUGGAGGUGACAUUCAGGCACUUCAGUGCACCACGAUGAAGAGGUUAUUCCCUCAUAAAUAGACAUGAGUGGCUAUCAAAUCAAUUCGAUAAGAAAAUGUUCUCUAAAAAACGUCGACGAAGUGGUUAUCUCAACGCCAGGAGGAGCUCCCUGCAGGUGAACCUGAGCUUCGUGUCUGAUUCAUCAGACACAAGUGACACAGAACCCAGGACAAUCCGGAAUAAUGCAGGACCAGAAAGCCUCGACAGUAACGUCAAAAGAUUGAGAGACGCAAUUUUGAGUAAAACCCAGGAGAUCUUCGAUAAUGAGAAUGACUUCUGCAAGAGAACAGCGCGAAUCCUGGGAGAGGUCCAAGGUGGUUCUGACCAAAAUGAUCAGAACCAAUCCAACAGUCAAGAGAAGCCUGUUGUCCUCCAGGAGAGUGACUCGAGUGAUUUUUUCUCGAAACCAUCAGAUAGGAGAGGUAAACUCCGUGUCAGCUCCAUCGUCAGCAGCAGCAACAACAAAAACUGCACUUCUAUCAUGUUUUCACCGAGGAAAACCAGGUCAUCUUGUCGCUCAUCAGGUAAAGAGGACACGGUGAUGGGAAAUCCUAUAAAAUGCUCGACUUUUAUGAGUCGUAACUCCAGUUUGGCGAGUGCUGGGGUCAGAAGGAUCAAUAAAUCAGAAUCUGUGACACCAAAAUCGUCGAAACCAGUCAUAAGGGAUGUGAAAUCGUGCUACAUUCCUCUUGAUAGGAUUGAGGGGUACGAGAGGAUGAAUCUCAGCAGAAAUUUGAAACAAAUUUCUAUGGAAUUGACUCCAGCUGUGGGAGAUCGUCCUGUCCCAAUUGUGAUAUCUCAACCUGCUCGUGGGGUGAAGAGUCUUAUGGAGAAGCUUCUGGAGAGAAAUCACGAGAGUUUUGGCAGUGGCAGAACCUCUUUGGAGGUCAGAACCUCCGUGGAGCCGGUCCUCAAUGAUCCGUCGAUGAGCCAAUCUCAAUCUAGUCGAUCAGUCCCAGCGAUGAGGGACAGCAGCACAGGCAGACAAAGUCUUUCAUUAAAAAAAUCAAAUAGCUCUGUGAUGAUGAUCCACCCUGCGUUGAUUCCAUCGAAAAGAAAAUCUGAAUUCAAUGAGAAGAGGAGUAUGAGUGGACGUAAUUCGUCUGGUGCAGGGAAUCGUCUGUCGUUGGAUGUCAACACUUCACUGGGAUCUCGGAGGUCAGUCAAUGAGAGCGUUGUGGAAGCCACACCAGGUCCCAUUAGUCGAUCAACUUUGAUGAAAUCACAAUCGAAAAUUAUGACUGUGUUGGAGAAGGGAUCAGUGGGUUCUGAUGGAAAAUGUGAGGACUCCCAGAUCGUAAGGAACAUAAACCCCAUUAUCAACCUCGAGCCCAUCUCUUCAACGUCUCACCACAACCUGGAAGAUACGUUUAUUCUAGACACCUCUGAAUCCCUCAAAGGCCCGAUAAUAAAGGACUCUUCAGACGAGAGUGAAGCUGAACCGGAUAAUCCCAAACCGAGAGAAAGUAUCUACGAGGACUCGUCGGACGACGAGAGAAGUGAAAAGGAAGACAAUGUAUCAUCGAAAAAAAAACAAUGCAGAAAGAGAAAGUUAUUUACUCAGUUGAAUGACUCGGGUUUGAUAUCACUAAGUCCCAUGGAAAGGGCAGAGCCAUCCCCCAGGACUCCAGUGGUGCCAGUAGAAAAGAAAAGACGAAAAGUUCAAAAAAUUCUUAUAAAAAAUUAUCAAACUCAGGCAGAAAGAGUGACACAAACGCAGAAACGACUGGUGAUUAAAACUCAAGUGAAACAUCCAAAGAGACUUGAGGAUAAGGAAGCUGAGAAAAAGAAGAAGCGAAAAAUAAGGAGCAAAAAGUUGGUCGUGAAGAAGAGAAUGAAUCCAGAUGUACUUCGACUUUUGAAUGAGGUCGCAGGUGAGGGCUUUGAUAAUUCAGAGCCAAGUAGAGAUUCUUUGAACGACUUCACAGACAACAAACGAAUAGCAACAAAGGGGAGACAUCAUUCUAAGUGUAUUUAUAUCGUAACAACAGGAUUGUGCAACGGUGAUAAGGAUUUAGUGAAAGAUGCUGUGAAGAAAAUAGGAGGAGCCAGGAUAGAGCCAUCAGUGACACGUCAAACAACUCAUGUUGUCACCACCGGAGUUCGUACGAUUAAUUUACUCAGGGGAAUAAUCAGGGGCUGUUGGCUUGUGAACAAGGACUGGCUGAAGAAAUCGAUCCGAGAGAGAACGUGGCAGAGCCCUGAGAACUACGAGGUCGAUCAUUUUUCAAAAGCUGUGCAGGAGAACAGGAGGGACAAGGAAAUUUUUGGAAGGUCUUAUGUACCGGAGUUAUUUGCAACAUGUGGACUUAUUUAUAUUGACGGUGCAACGGCACCGCCGAGGGAGGUUCUCAAGGAGUUGAUAAAAACAGCUGGAGGGAGAAUUAUCGAAAAUUCUCAGAAAGCCAAAAUAAUCAUUGGAUCCCAGGGAUUACGAGAGGUCUGGGUAUUGGAUUCGAUAACAACUGGUCAACUUCAACCGCUCGAUGAUUAUCGACGUUAGUAAUCAUGAUUUCAUCUUAUGGUGAACUUUGAGAAUGUCCUCGACGAAUUUUGUUGUGUUCAUCCCCCAGAUGAGUCCCAAAGGGUUAAAAAAAUGUUUCCCAUUUGGAAAAAUUCCCAUAAAUUUUAUAUUCUUCAAACCAUCCCCUGUGGGGAAGAAAAAUAGUGGGUAAAUUUAGCACCCACUUCGUAAAAGGAUUUGGGCCUCAUCUAGUGGAGUGAAGGGGAGUGAAAGUCAGCUCGAGGCAUUGCCAAGGGACACCUUAUUGUAUAUACCAAAAAUAUUUAUUCAAAAUUCUUUUAAUAUUUAGCAAUGAAUAUUGAACGAAUAAAAAUCUAUUUAACC
Molecule: messenger RNA, 3054 nt
Organism: Diachasmimorpha longicaudata
Lineage: Eukaryota; Metazoa; Arthropoda; Insecta; Hymenoptera; Braconidae
Gene: Mcph1
Product: Microcephalin
Exons: 2
Coding region: 262-2709 (815 amino acids)
Biological process (GO): mitotic cell cycle
Source: RefSeq, a predicted model, not a curated record